Messenger RNA from Arachis duranensis, 867 nucleotides. RefSeq lists its product as uncharacterized. The record is from RefSeq and is a predicted model, not a curated record. The coding region runs from base 1 to 867 and encodes 288 amino acids. NCBI's taxonomy places the organism in Eukaryota, Viridiplantae, Streptophyta, Magnoliopsida, Fabales, Fabaceae. The transcript has a single exon.
AUGCCCAAAUCUCGUGACUCUUAUAGCCCUAACCAUGAAAAUAGCAUUGGUAAUGGUAGUGCUAUCAAGAGCAUUAAUAUUACCCUUUCACCUCUUUCUUUACCCAAUUAUGCUUGGGAUGAUACUACCACCACCAUCAGUGAUCUGCAUUACCCAUUAACAAUUAAUGGUAGUAGUAAUAGUGAACCAACGAGUGAGAUUAACCAACUUGACAUGAAUCAAAAGUCGAAAGAGAAGAAAACAAUUGGAUAUGGUAAUAAUGAUGAUGUGAAUCCCAGUUUCAUUCAUCGUGCAUCAUCAUCAUCAUCCAGAGGUGCAAGUAUGAGUGAUCAUGCAGCAAAAGAGAUGUUGAAAACUCAUCAAGUUGAACAUGCAUGUCCAAUGAAGGAGAGUCUGAUUUGGACGCAGCAAAAUCUCAAAAGGUAUGAUCAUGAUUUUCUCUUUAAAUCAAUUGAUGGUUCUUCUGGUUAUGACAAAUUCUUUGAGAAAGUAGUGUUGAAGCCACAAGGAGGAGUAGGAAGAGGAAUAAGAAUAGUUAAUCACAAUGAUAACAGUAACAACAAACCAAUUAGAAACAACAUCAAUGAACAGCACCAUCACCAUGAUGAUCCAGAUAAUAAUAAUCAAAGGAAGGUAAUUGAUGAUGUUAUUGUUAACGAUGGUGAGGAUGGAAGAAUCCAGAGCCUUCCUUACAAGAAAAAUAGGAUGCACACAUGUUCAAAGUGUAUGGCGGUGUUCGAAACAUCACAAAAGUUUGCAGCUCAUAUAUGUUCUCACUACAAGCAUGAGAGUAAGGCUGAGAGAAUGAAGAGACAAAUGGCCAAAAUGAUGUGUAGAAGCAAAAAAAGGAACGUCCUUGAACAUUAG